AUAAUAUUUAUUAAAUUUUUGUAACUAAACAAGGCCUUAUCCGUGGAAUCUUUCAAACAUUCAGUAGUGGCGUAGAUACAGGUGUUCGGUAGCCCAUGAAAGCUCUCCCACGGCCAGCCCAAGACAGCCCUGGGCCCGGCCCGGUCCGGCCCCCGAGAGCUCCCGUGACUCCUUCCGCCUGGCCGUGGCCGGCGGCCGCCUCCCGCUCGGCGCUCGCUACUCGGUAGCCCCCCACUGUCGAAGUCGCCCCACGAGCGGACAGCGGACGGCCGCUACGUACGGCGGCGGCGCGGCGCCUAGGCGAGUCGGCGACAGCACGUCCGCGCACCAGCUGCGACGGCUCCAGGCGAGAGGGUCGCGACCGCCCCGCCGGCGCCGGCCCCCGACCGCCCCUUCUGCUGUCGGGAGCUCUUCUGCAGCCGGCAGGCAGCACCCCGCCCCAUUUUGAUUUGAUUUUCCAGGGAGAAAGGCGAGUCCUUUUGCGCCUAAGCUUGGACGCCAGUCUUGAGUUCGUUAAGGUCGACCUCACACCAGCGAGGCCAAGGCGUACUGCAUACAUCACACCUCAGAAAUCAGACCUCAAAGGAGGCUAGAAUGGAAAGAUAGAAAGAUGUGUCGGAGAGUAGUGCUGGAGCUAAAGAGAGCUGGACAUUCAUUACCACAUGACCGCCGCCACCGGCCACGUCACACGCUCCCUGAGCCCGGGAUGCGCUGCUGCUGCUGGCCGCCCUACGCCCGCUCAGGCGGGGUUCCUCGCCACCGCCACCUUCUCCCACCUCUACCAGCUAUGCGCCGGCGCCGGGCGCUCGGCCCUCGCCACGGGCCAGGCUGCGCACGCGCGGAUGCUCGUGUCCGGGUUCAUGCCCACCACGUUUGUCUCCAACUGCCUCCUCCAGAUGUACGCGCGGUGCGGGGGCGCUGCCCACGCGCGCGGGGUGUUUGACGUAAUGCCCCACCGGGACACGGUCUCGUGGAACACCAUGCUGACGGCGUACGCCCACGCAGGCGACACCGGCGCAGCUGCGUCCCUCUUCGGCGCGAUGCCGGACCCGGAUGUCGUGUCCUGGAAUGCGCUGCUCUCGGGCUACUGCCAGCGCGGCAUGUUCCGGGACUCGGUGGGCCUGUCUGUGGAGAUGGCUCGCCGUGGUGUCGCCCCUGACCGGACGACGCUUGCUGUCCUGCUCAAGGCAUGUGGUGGCUUGGAGGACCUGGCGCUUGGUGUUCAGAUCCAUGCGGUGGCGGUGAAGACGGGCCUGGAGAUGGAUGUCCGAGCCGGGAGCGCUCUCGUUGACAUGUAUGGCAAGUGCAGGAGUUUGGAAGACGCGCUCCGCUUCUUUCAUGGAAUGGGUGAGAGGAAUUCGGUCUCGUGGGGUGCGGCGAUCGCUGGAUGUGUUCAGAAUGAGCAGUACACGCGGGGGCUGGAGUUGUUUGUGCAGAUGCAGAGGUUGGGACUUGGGGUCAGCCAGCCGGCUUAUGCCAGUGUCUUUAGAUCCUGUGCAGCGAUCACAUGUCUGAGCACUGCUAGGCAGUUGCAUGCACAUGCCAUAAAGAAUAAGUUUAGUGCUGACCGUGUUGUUGGGACAGCAAUCGUCGAUGUGUAUGCAAAGGCUGAUAGCUUGGUUGAUGCUAGAAGGGCAUUCUUUAGUUUGCCUAACCAUACUGUGCAGGCAUGCAAUGCCAUGAUGGUUGGGCUUGUGCGCACAGGGCUAGGAGCUGAGGCCCUGCAACUGUUUCAGUUCAUGACCAGGUCUGGCAUUGGUUUUGAUGUAGUUAGCUUAUCAGGUGUUUUCAGUGCUUGUGCUGAGGUUAAGGGGUACUUGCAAGGGUUACAAGUCCACUGCUUAGCGAUUAAAUCAGGUUUUGAUGUGGAUGUUUGUGUCAGAAAUGCAAUUCUGGAUCUAUAUGGGAAGUGCAAAGCAUUAGUAGAAGCGUACCUUGUAUUCCAGGAGAUGGAGCAAAGAGAUUCAGUGUCUUGGAAUGCUAUUAUUGCAGCUCUCGAGCAGAAUGAGUGUUAUGAGGAUACUAUAGCUUAUCUAAACGAAAUGCUGCGCUAUGGUAUGGAACCUGAUGAUUUCACGUAUGGUAGUGUUCUUAAGGCUUGUGCAGGUCUACAAUCUUUGGAAUAUGGGUCGGUGGUUCAUGGCAAAGCUAUCAAAUCUGGACUUGGUUUAGAUGCUUUUGUUUCAAGCACUGUUGUUGACAUGUACUGCAAAUGUGGCAUGAUAACAGAGGCUCAGAAACUUCAUGAUAGAAUUGGGGGGCAAGAACUUGUUUCGUGGAACUCCAUCAUAUCAGGAUUUUCACUCAACAAGCAGAGUGAAGAAGCACAGAAAUUCUUCUCGGAGAUGCUAGAUAUUGGUGUAAAGCCUGAUCAUUUUACUUAUGCCACCGUUCUUGAUACUUGUGCUAAUCUGGCUACCAUUGAGUUGGGGAAACAGAUCCAUGGUCAGAUUAUCAAACAGGAAAUGCUUGGAGACGAAUAUAUCUCUAGCACUCUUGUAGACAUGUAUGCCAAGUGUGGGAACAUGCCAGACUCACUGCUGAUGUUCGAGAAGGCACAGAAACUGGAUUUUGUAUCAUGGAACGCUAUGAUAUGUGGCUACGCACUCCAUGGCCAGGGAUUUGAAGCCCUAGAGAUGUUUGAGAGGAUGCAGCAAGCAAAUGUUGUGCCAAACCAUGCAACUUUUGUUGCAGUUCUGCGGGCAUGUAGCCAUGUUGGUCUGCUAGAUGAUGGAUGCCGGUAUUUCUAUCUGAUGACCAGCCGCUACAAAUUGGAACCUCAACUGGAACACUUUGCUUGCAUGGUUGAUAUACUAGGACGCUCAAAGGGCCCACAGGAAGCCCUAAAAUUUAUUAGAAGCAUGCCUCUUGAAGCAGACGCUGUCAUAUGGAAGACUCUGCUAAGCAUUUGCAAGAUCCGUCAAGAUGUUGAAGUGGCUGAAACUGCUGCUAGUAAUGUUCUACGGCUAGAUCCAGAUGAUUCAUCAGUUUACAUUCUCCUCUCUAAUGUAUACGCUGAAUCAGGGAAAUGGGUUGAUGUUUCAAGGACUAGAAGGCUAAUGAGGCAGGGACGGCUGAAAAAGGAACCUGGUUGUAGCUGGAUUGAGGUGCAAUCUGAGAUGCAUGGUUUCCUUGCGGGCGAUAAGGUCCAUCCCAGAUCAAGGGAGGUGUAUGAGAUGUUGAAUAAUUUGAUUGUUGAGAUGAAACUCUCUGGAUAUGAGCCUGCAUCAGCGUUGUUUGCUGAGGUUGAUGAAGAGGGGAGCACAUCUGAGCAAGAUUCUCAAGAUGACUUGGUUGGAGUCGGUGGUGAUUAAAGUGUUUUGUGUGAAGAUGUCAAUAGCAUUAUGAAGAUUUGACCUUUUGUGUAAAUUUGAUAGAUUACUCCAGCAGAGAUAGUGAUACUACAUAGGACACUGAGGCAGAAACUAAAAAUUUUCUACAUGGACAUGUCAUGUAAGCGUAUUCUUGUUGAUCUUAGGAUGCAUGGAACUGACGUCUGUUGGCGUGAAAGCAAGUCAUGAACAUGUCUGUAAUUUUGGCAUUAUGAGGACUGAUUCUAGAAAAUACACCAGCCAAAAAAAAGAGAAAGAAAACAAACUGGCCACAUCUUGUUUUAUUAUAUAAUCUGAUAGAUAAGCCAGUUAUGGUUCUUUCCACCAUUUGUACUGAUUCUGGCUUGUAUACAGGUAAAUGAAUCAAAUUGGCAGAAGUGUAGAUGCAUUCACCAUUUCCUUUCACAUCAUCAAAAAAUUGCUGGUUUUGUUAAAAAUACUAUUGGCUCUCU
Molecule: messenger RNA, 3784 nt
Organism: Sorghum bicolor (sorghum)
Lineage: Eukaryota; Viridiplantae; Streptophyta; Magnoliopsida; Poales; Poaceae
Product: pentatricopeptide repeat-containing protein At3g02330, mitochondrial
Exons: 2
Coding region: 663-3314 (883 amino acids)
Biological process (GO): RNA modification
Molecular function (GO): protein binding; RNA binding
Source: RefSeq, a predicted model, not a curated record